AUAGAUCAUCCAUUUGUUUCUUUUUUUAUACAGAAACAGGGAUUACGGGUAACAUGCUCAAGAUACGUGACGUCACGAGAUACGCAGCAGAUGAGUAUAUAUGUCGUGCACAAAAUCAGAACGGUGAGGCAGAGAGGCGAAUACGCAUCACAGUUAAUUUUGCACCGGAAGUUACUGUUAUGGAACCGGAAGUGUAUGCAGCUGGAGGGGAAGUAGUUGUUAUGUCAUGCGCUGUAUCUGCCUCGCCUCUUUAUGAUGCAUACUGGACAAAAGGAAGUGACGUAAAUGGAAAGCGAAUAGAAUCAGACUGGAAAUACAGAAUUAUGUCUGAAGAUGAAAGUGAUCAAAUGCCGGUCAGGUUUUUGACCUUAAUCAUUAAGAAGUCGAUAGUUUCUGUACAAGAUUACGGCAUUUACACAUGCGUUGGUAAAGGUGAAGGACUGGUGGCACACGGCUAUGUAGAGCUAAUACAAAGGCACCAGAAAAUGAUAGGCAAACAUGUGUAGAGAAGAAAAGGCGUAUAUGUGAAUGCUUAAGAAACGGAUUUGGGUGGAGCUUCGAGGUUAUAUAUCCAAGGGACACAAUCUGUGAUAAACGGCAUUUAUUUAUAGCAGAUUUGUAAAUGGUUAUUCGCAUUGGUCCAGUCAACGAAAGGUUUAUUUACGCAAGAGAGACAAAUUGUGAUAAACGGGAUCUGUUUAUUAUAGCAGACUCGUAAAAGGUCUAGUCAACGCUGAGGUUUAUAUACCCAAGGGAGAUAAUUUGUGGCGGAAUAUAUUUAAAGCAGACCUGAAAACGGCUAUUCUUAUUUGUUUAGUCAACGACCCAAAGUUGAGUUGAUGUUUAUAGACCUAAUGGAGACAGUUUGUGAUAAACGACCAGAAGUAGAAAAUGACGUAUUUUGUGAUUUAUCUCUUGUAAUGAAUUUACUGAAAAGAUUAGUUUUUGUACAAUUUUUAAUAUUCCCAAAUUAUUUAAUAGAUAUGUGGUGAGUAA
Molecule: messenger RNA, 996 nt
Organism: Ruditapes philippinarum (Manila clam)
Lineage: Eukaryota; Metazoa; Mollusca; Bivalvia; Venerida; Veneridae
Product: opioid-binding protein/cell adhesion molecule homolog
Exons: 4
Coding region: 54-506 (150 amino acids)
Biological process (GO): homophilic cell-cell adhesion
Cellular component (GO): plasma membrane
Source: RefSeq, a predicted model, not a curated record